GGGAGCGUCAACGUUAUGGCAGUACAAACACAGCAAAAGAAUCUGGAAGGAUAUGUUGGCUUUGCAAGCCUCCCCAACCAAGUGUACAGGAAGUCGGUCAAGAGGGGCUUUGAGUUCACCCUGAUGGUCGUAGGUGAGUCAGGGUUGGGCAAAUCCACGUUGAUCAACUCACUGUUCCUAACAGACCUGUAUUCAGCGGAGUAUCCUGGACCGUCACAUCGAAUCAAAAAGACUGUACAGGUGGAGCAGUCCAAAGUUUUAAUAAAGGAAGGCGGCGUCCAGCUGCUGCUCACAAUAGUUGACACCCCGGGGUUCGGAGAUGCCGUCGACAACAGCAACUGCUGGCAGCCAAUCAUCGACCACAUAGACAGCAAGUUCGAAGACUACCUGAACUCGGAAUCCCGGGUGAACAGACGGCAGAUGCCCGACAGCCGGAUUCACUGUUGCCUGUACUUCAUCGCCCCAUCGGGACACGGACUGAAGCCCUUGGACAUUGAGUUCAUGAAGAGGUUGCACGAGAAAGUCAAUGUCAUCCCGCUGAUCGCUAAAGCAGACACCCUCACCCCAGAGGAAUGCCAACAGUUCAAGAAACAGAUCAUGCGGGAAAUCCAAGAGCAUAAAAUAAAGAUCUACGAGUUCCCUGAGACGGAUGACGAAGAGGAGAACAAGCUGGUGAAGAAGAUAAAGGACAAGUUGCCGCUGGCUGUAGUAGGAAGCAACACAAUCAUCGAGGUGAACAGCAAAAGAGUCCGAGGGAGACAAUACCCCUGGGGGGUUGCAGAAGUUGAAAACGGUGACCACUGCGACUUCACCAUCCUCAGGGAUAUGCUCAUCAGGACACACAUGCAGGACCUGAAGGACGUGACGAACAACGUCCACUACGAAAACUACCGCAGCAGGAAGCUGGCUGCUGUCACCUACAACGGAGUGGACAACAACCGGUCUAAAGGUCAACUGUCCACCAAACUUGACCCAGUUGAAGGAAUGAGUCCCAUGGCCCAGAUGGAGGAGGAAAGGCGGGAGCAUGUGACGAAGAUGAAGAAGAUGGAGAUGGAGAUGGAGCAGGUGUUCGAGAUGAAAGUCAAGGAAAAAGUGCAGAAGCUCAAAGACUCUGAAGCCGAGCUCCAGCGGCGCCACGAGCAGAUGAAGAAGAACCUGGAGGCGCAGCACAGGGAGCUGGAGGAGAAGAGACGCGUGUUCGAGGACGAGCGGGCGAACUGGGAGACCCAGCAGCGCCUGGAGCAACAGAAAGUGGAGGCCUCCAGGACUCUGGAGAAAAACAAAAAGAAAGGCAAGAUCUUUUAAGAUGAGGUCGGCCGGACGACCCCCAACUCCAGUUACUUUUUGUUUGCCAACGUUGCCGGUUCAGGACACCCGUGUGUGGCACUGACAUCCCCCCCCCCUCCUCUGUGUUCUCUUUCUCCCCUGCUCUGUCUGCCAGCACAGCGUUGCUCCUGCUCCCCGCCAGUAGAGGGCAGUAUUCUGAGGAGGUAACUAAUCUACAAAGUAUAAAAGAAAUAAAUCCACGUCAGAACGGCCAAACUCAUAUUAUUUUAACUAGUAUUGUUGUUGCCCCCCCCCUACCUGCUGCUCUUUUUUUUUUAUAUCCCAACACUGAUGUGUACAGUUUUUUGGAGAGCACAGAUUAAAGAAGAAAUCCCUGUGAAUCAUGUCUGACCGUUUGUACAAUCAAGUUCUGAUGAAUUGUAUUUGUUUACAGGAAAAAAAAAGCAUAAUAGCAUAUGAACAUUAAUCUGAUUUUCCUUCAUUGAAAUAAGUGGACAAGGGAUUAACUAAUCCUUUGUUUGUGUGUAUCUGGUUAGCUUUUAACCUUCUGUCAGUGUGACAGAAAUGAAACGGGUCAACAAAGAAACCCUGAAACUAAGACAAACCAUAAAAUGCACCGUGGGCCUUUUUUGUAUUCUUUUUUAAAGAGUACAAAAAAAACAACUGCUUAAGCUUCUGAAAUGUAACGCUUUCCUUUUCGUCUGUGUUUAGCUAUUUUCCACUAGCCUUGGACCACCAUUUAUAAUUAUCAUAACUGUUAUACUUCACUUUAGUUUAUUUUUAUAUAUACCGAGCCAGCUGAAGUAAUUUCUUUUGUAUGUUUAAAAAAAAAAACAUACAAAAAAGAA
Messenger RNA from Pungitius pungitius (ninespine stickleback), 2135 nucleotides. It is a transcript of the gene septin7b, whose product is annotated as septin 7b. Gene Ontology annotation, cellular component: septin complex; cell division site; septin ring. The record is from RefSeq and is a predicted model, not a curated record. Lineage: Eukaryota; Metazoa; Chordata; Actinopteri; Perciformes; Gasterosteidae. The coding region runs from base 16 to 1305 and encodes 429 amino acids. The transcript has 15 exons. Gene Ontology annotation, molecular function: GTP binding; GTPase activity; molecular adaptor activity. Gene Ontology annotation, biological process: intracellular protein localization; cytoskeleton-dependent cytokinesis; cilium assembly.